UCCCACACUGGGCAUGUGUAUGAAGCCGUAGUCCAGCCCCGCAACCCGCCCACCACCCUCCCUCUGCCGUGGUGCGUCUCGGUCUGCCCGCAGCAGUCUCCUUCCCCGGCGAGGUUUCACUACAGAGAUGGCUACGAAAGUGUGCAGAUCAGUACUCCUGUUGUCCCGGAGCAGCCGAGCGGUGGCCGGCAGCCUGCCCGCACUUGUCUCUUCACAGCGACAUCAUCAGCACAUAAGACCGCAGGAGGUACUAUCUACUCCUUUCUCUCAUCAGACUGUCAGGAGAGCACAUGGCCUACAGUCAGCAGCCCACUCCACACUCUUCACCCAGCCUCCCACUGCCCUGUCUCCACAGGUUUGGACAGGCGCCCCCUCAUGGCAUGGCCAGAGACUGUUGUGUUCCUCCGCUACUCCAGAAGAGGUGACAGUGGCGUAUCAGAAUGGGCUGCCAGUGAUCUCAGUCAGUUUGCCGUCCAGGCGAGAGCGCUGUCAGUUCACCCUCAAGCCUUUCAGUGACUGUGUGGGAGUGUUUCUGCAACAGCUCCAGGCAGAAGACAGAGGCAUUGACCGGGUAGCCAUCUACUCCAUGGAUGGAGUGAGGGUUGCCUCCUCCACAGGUAUAGACAUCCUGCUGCUGGAUGAUUUCAAGCUCAUCAUUAAUGACACCACAUACCUCGUGCGGCCACCAAGGAGAGAGCUACUGCCCCAUGAGGAGGCAGAAAGGCUGAAUGAUGUGAAGUUUCUGGUGCAGCAGCUCUACACCACCCUUCACAUUGAGGAACACCAACUCAGCAAAGAGCGUGCGCUGAUUGGACGACUGGAGGACCUCAACGCGCAACUCCGCCCCCUCGAGAAGGUGAAGGAGGAGUUGAGUAAGAAGGCAGAGCGGCGUACCACCUGGGUGCUGUGGGGUGGCAUGGCAUACAUGGCCACCCAGUUUGGCAUCCUGGCCCGGCUCACCUGGUGGGAGUAUUCCUGGGAUAUCAUGGAGCCCGUCACCUACUUUAUCACCUAUGGUACAGCCAUGGCCAUGUAUGCCUACUACGUGCUUACACGCCAGGAGUAUAUUUAUCCGGAUGCUAGAGACAGACAGUAUCUGCUGUUCUUCCACAAGGGGGUGAAAGGGAGACACUUCGACAUUGAGAAGUACAACAAGCUGAAGGAUGAUAUUGCUGAGGUGGAGUUGGAUCUAAAACGACUUCGGGACCCACUCCAGCUCCAGCUCCCCAUUCAGCAGAUCAGCGACAGUAAAAAUUGAUGAGAAGAGUGAUUCUGUCCUCUCUCCCAGCCCCUACAACCUCUCCCCCUCUUCCCACCUGCCAUCCAACACCCUUUCCUUCCACUUUUAUCCUUGCCUCCUCAGAGCCCUCUCCCCAUGCCUCCCACACCUAAUAAUCCCAUCCCUUUCUUGGCUGUGAGAGUUAGGUUUUUCUCCUUUUUUUUGUUUUUUCUCUUUUCUUUUGCUUUCCUGACUAAAAACUCCAGUUGGAAUUGCAAAUGAAAACUACUAAAAUGAUGAAGAGGGAUGGUGAGAGUACCAGGAACUGAAAACACUCUCACAGCUGAAGAAUGGUGAGGAUGAUGAAAAGGAUGAAAGUGAUGAUGAAAUAAAGCUGGGCACUAUGGAUAUGCCUCAAGUCUCCAAUGGGACAGCCUGCAGGGAACUCCAGGGGGAACAUUGGAGCUGUCACACCUCUAGACACUCCAGGACACAGGACAUGCAGAGGGACGUUGUGUGUGUGUGUGUGUGUGUGUGUGUGUGUGUGUGUGUGUGUGUGUGUGGGUGGGUGGGACUUUCAGGGUACACUGGAUCAUCGCACCUACCAACUUUGAGGGUCGACACAACAGUGUAGUCCUGCUUCCUCUACUGUCAAAACAAACACCUACUGUUGGUUGGGGCAGGCUCUGGGAAGACUCUGUCCCACAUGUUAAAGUUUACAAGGACAUCCUGACUGCAGUCCCAGCAUCAGGGAGACCUUCUUCUUCCUGUGGCUGAACUCUGCUGCCUCUCUCUCCUGGGGCCGCGCCUCCUCCAGGUGAUGGACAGUAGCUGUCCUUCCCAGUGUGACCUUUGUCAGGAGCUUGUCUCAACUCACAGGAUGUAGGGAUGACAACGCCUCAUUUCCUCUUCCUGUUGUUGUCCUGUAGUGGCCAGGCCAGCGCAAGUAUAAGAGUACUACCGACAACAACAUCACUGUGUGUUCUUUUAUUCCAAAAACUAUUUUGGCACUUUUUAUUUUGAAAGCCAUAGUAUAUUUGUUAUGGAAAGAAUAUAAAUAUAAAUAUAUAUCUAUAUAUGUAUACAAUCAAAUAAACUGAUGACCAGAGGCUAGUUUUUUUCAGUGGGGGGAGGAGCUCAUCUAUAAAUGUCAUUUCAUGAUGACCUCAUUAACAUCCUCUGAAGAUGGACCCUUGCUAACAGUCCAACGCAUUGCGUCAUAUACGCACACACAGCAUUAUACUGUAUUCAUUUACUACCUGGAACUAACUAGUUGUUAUCCUUUUAUGACCAGCACAAUAUAUUUGACAUUAGCUAUCUCUAGGAUGGAUGUUGGGCUUCUGUGAAUGGCCAUCAAAGGAGGGGACAAUGUUGAAACCAAAUCAGGGUGACAGUGACUGAUUGGAUUUGAUUGUUUUUGAGCAACCCCUAAUAUGAUUGUGGGUAAUCCCACCUCUUAUCACAGAUACAAACAUUGCUGUGGAAAUUAAGAUAAUGAAGUGUUAAUUGUUGUUUUAGUGAUGACCGCUUCAGACAAACCCACUGACAUGUUAUAGUUCGAUAUAUAUGAAGAAUUUAAUGGAUUUAAAACAGUUAGGAGCAGAAUUCGAGUUAAUUGCCUGCAGUUCAGUAUCCCUCUCUUUUGUAGUUGACAGGGUUGUCAAUCUUAGAUGUGUAAAAUUGCCACUUCCACAUUUUCGGUGACCCAGCCUUUAGUUUAGCAGCAUGUAAUGUGCUUUUUAAAUCCUUUAUAAUUCAAAAUUUUUAUAAUUUUCCUGCAUGAAGCUUAUAAACUAAAUAACAAAGAGCUCCAUCUAAAAAAGCACCGUGGCAUUGAACCACAGAGGUUGUUUUUUUUUAAUCCUGAAACAAAGUCUGAGCUUUCUCCUCCCACUGUUGCUGUAAUGCCCCCCUGCUCUCUAGAUGGCAAGGCAGGGUAGACUGCAUGCUGUGGUAUGACUUCAGUAGAAAUUUGUGAAUGUGUAGGAGCAUUAUUGCAAUUUUGUACUUAAUCGGACAACUUUCCUUGCCACAGCAAACUGAAGUCUCUUCCCCCUCAUUGGUUAAAUCAAAAGUUAUAGAAGCCAUGUUUAUGUUGUCCAUUUAUUGGGACGUGGUCACUGAUUAAACCUUUGCAGCUUCACUUUGUUUUUUGUCCAGGGUGUGGAUUGGUGGCCCCCUUUCCAACUCCAUUUAUGUUUCGGUAAAAGGUCUCAAAGCCUGUUAUUUUUACUCUGAGCUGCUGUAGAUCACCUCUGCAGAGGGGAAGCACAAUGACAUUACUCUAGUUCAAGAUCAGUUCCUGCUUGUGUGGAAAGAGCUGGCUGAACUGAAUCCUGCAGAGGAGAUCCUUGCAUUAGGCCAAAUCAGAAAUUAGUCAUGGCGAUCUCAAGUCAGGAUUUGACCUAAGCUGUUAUUCUGUGUGUUAUCAUCAAAGGAAAUGGUGCCUUUCGGAUGAUUAGUGAUUUGAAUGACACAGACGGCGUAGCAAUUUAGUAAACAUCAAUGAUGAUUGAGAAAGUCAGAAUGAAAGUCUCUUAUGUGGAAUGACACCUUCACAUAAUAUAACAUUUGACAUAAAGGAGGAUUCAAUUUGAAUGUUUGGCAGUGGAAAUCAAUCUCACUCUGUGUGUGUGAAUGUGUUUAUUGAAUCCGCGUGUUGACGAGCGUGAGUGCACUGGGGGCAAUGUUAAAAUCACCAUGUUCAUAAAUUCAUGCAUUCCCCUAAUCGCUACCUGUCAGCCGCCAUAAAAAUCAGUUCAGCCAUUAUCCUACUUUAUAGCUCUUAUUAGAUUGCUUCAGAUUUGUUUCUCCCUUUCUUAUACACACUUGGUGAAACACAGUGGUGUUUCCUUGGAGCUGUACUGUGGGAGGUGAGAGUUGAGGCCUCAGCCUGCAGUCCAAUCUUCUCCUCUGCUGUUUGUACCCGACACUUCUCUCCAUCAUCACCUCCUCCUUUUUCUCAUGCCAUCCACCUUUUAUUGCCUUAUUUCCCCCCCCUCCCAAAAGUAAAAUAUAUCAAAUAUAGGGAAACAUUAUUAUAAAGAGGGUGUUGCAUGAAUGUAUGUUUACAUGGGAAAUUAUGUAAAAAUAAAAAAGAUGAUUUAUCAAAAAAGAAAAAAGGAUAAUUUAAGACAGUUGUUUGUAGAGGUUUCUAGUUAUAAAGGGCAGUGGACAGAGCUGCAUCUUUAGAAUCUGCCCAGCCAACCAACUGCUCAAACCUCAGUCUCAUUUUCACCUUAUUUACUCCCAUAAACCUCUCCCUCAGUGUGCAUUUAUACUUCCCAGCAAAUGGAGAAACACCCUCCAUCCAGUGCACUUAUAAACAAGGCUUUAUGGUUCUUACCUCAGUUACUAACAUCCUGAGUCUGAGUCCAAAGGAAGUGUCAGGCACACUCUUUUCGCAUAUUGGGGAACACUCCCAUUCUUGUCCCUCUGUCCGUUCUAUAUUAACCACCCCUUUCCCUUCUAAAAUCACAUUAUUAUUUUAGUUUUAAAUGUGUGUUCAGUUCUGAAUAUCAUAUUUGUGUUCACCUACAAUAUGUUUAAAUUGCCUAAAGAGUAAUGCAGGCAGAGGAGCUGUUAUUAUAUUCUGUUUUUCUUGUCUUUUUAUUCUUCUGUUGACAUAUGAUGCUGUAAUGUUGGCAAAAAAAAUGUAAAAUCCUGUAUCAUUUAUGAAAUGUAUAAAAGAGAAAUGUAAUUCAAUUACCAAUAAAAUCCU
This is a messenger RNA of Monopterus albus (swamp eel), 4940 nucleotides long. It is a transcript of the gene mcu, whose product is annotated as mitochondrial calcium uniporter. Gene Ontology annotation, biological process: mitochondrial calcium ion homeostasis; calcium import into the mitochondrion. NCBI's taxonomy places the organism in Eukaryota, Metazoa, Chordata, Actinopteri, Synbranchiformes, Synbranchidae. Bases 128 to 1258 code for a protein of 376 amino acids. Gene Ontology annotation, cellular component: uniplex complex. Gene Ontology annotation, molecular function: calcium channel activity; uniporter activity. The record is from RefSeq and is a predicted model, not a curated record. The transcript is spliced from 9 exons.